Messenger RNA from Symbiodinium natans, 2379 nucleotides. The record is from the annotation of a GenBank genome assembly. Lineage: Eukaryota; Dinophyceae; Suessiales; Symbiodiniaceae.
AUGGAAGAGACGACACUCGCCAAGCUCUUCCGCAGCGAGUCUCUGGAAGCGGUGCUCCGUUGGCACGAGCAAGGGCAGAAGAGGCCUGGGUCAGAGCGAAAGCUCUCCGUUGGCCUGGAGCUGGAAUGCUUCCUGCCAGACCUGGCAGGCUUGCUGCCGGACCGCCUGGUGCCCCUGCGCGACUCCCAGGAGCUCUUCAGGCUUGUGGCCCAGGUGCUCUCAGAGCUUGUCGCCGAUCGCGGCGCCCAGAGGUGUCGCUCGAGCUCUCACCUCGUGUCCGCCGAGGCCUCUGACUGGGGCCGGCUGUGGACGACCACGGCCGAUGGCUCCAUACAGCCUCAAGGCAAGAACCCCUUCCCUGUGGAGCUGGUGUCGAAGAGGAUGGGCUUCCAGGACUUCGACGUGACCUUGUUCUGCGAUGUGGCGCACGCCUUGCGUCGCCCGCCCCUGCGCGCAGAGACCAAUGAGUCGACUGGGAUUCACGUCCACUUGGGCCGCUAUCCCAGCUUUUUCUCUGUCGAGGAGGUGGCCGCCAUCAUGAAGGUCUACCUGCGCUUUGAGCCCGUCAUCAACGAGCUGUUGCUUCCUGUGACGCGGCAGCGCAACCGCUUCUGCAGGGACCUGAGGGAGGUCCUGGGGCGCGCGCAGGGCCUUCCAGCAUCGGAAGCAUCGGAUGAAGUGCUCUUUGCGAAGAUCGAUGAGGCCGUGGCCUUUGCGCGGUCCCUGAGUCCUGAGGCCCGGGCCGCCUGCCUCGAGGGCUCCCGUGUGUGCCUCACGAAGGAUGAGCUGCUUCUCAGUCUGCUGGGGGAAGGUGGGCUCUGGCGGUUGAAGCGGCCCGUGCAUGCCAAGGCUGAGCGAGGGAAGGAAAGUCUGCUGCUGCCUGCGGGCGUGGCUCUCGUGGAGCUGUCGUUGGCCGGAGAGCUGCUGUGGAGGCCUCCCACCCGCAAGGACCUCCAGCUGCUUUGGGGCAAGGAGGGCGAUGCACCAACCGAAGCCGAAGCCGAGCCCCCCACGCCCUGGUCGGCCCUGGAGAGCUUGAGCGACGACACGGAGGUCUGUGCGUGCUUCCGCAAGCCAGACGAUAUACCUGCCGCCAGCUUGGAGCACUGGCUGCUCAGGGAUUUGCUGAUCAUGGAGCGCCACGGCACGCGCUACUGCAAGCUGAACAUCAUGCGCAUCGCUCAGCCGAGCGAUCGGGCCACCAUCGAAUUUCGGCAGUUUCCAGGCGGUGACUUCAAUCAGCCACUUCUGAUUUGGGGUUGGGUCAAGUUCCUGGGCCUUUUGGUGACCCACGCCUGCGCCUGCGUCAGCGGCACCGGGGUCGAGACGGUCGAGCUGCCGAAGGAGGGCUCCGAGGAGGAGUUGAAGCGGUUCCUCCAGCUGUCUUCCGACAGCCUUCUCCUCGCUUGGUUCCGUGACCUCCGGAACCGUCUGCCGAAGCCAAGCGUCGCACUGCAAGGCAUGAAGGACGACUGGAACCGCCUUUGGCUUUCCUGGGCGCGUGCCAGCAGCCCUGCCGAGGAACGAAGGCCGGUGCUGGCAUCCUCCCAGGCAUGGCGCCGCCUCUUCCAGGCCGCUGCGGGCAUGAAGGCAGUCUUCCCAUCCACAGAUCCUGUUUGGGAGCCCCUGUCGCAGCGGCGAGGGGAGUGUGAAGUCUACAUGCAGCGCCUCUACGAAGCCGUGGUGCAGCGGCUUCGUAGCCACGUGCGGCUGCUGCGAGCAGCUGAGGAGGUAAGCAGGCUUGGCUCUCUCGGAACCAUCGUCUGGGCCAUCCUCUCAGAUGGCCGCUUGCGUAGGAGCAACACUGAGAUGAGGGAGCUACAAGCUACGAUAAAUGAGUCUUUAGGAUGGAGUGCCUGCCCCUCGCACCUUGCAGCCGCCGUUGCAGAACUGGGCCGAGAAGGCGCUGAGCUAACCCUGGACUACGCGAGGAACCUCCUGGAGCAGUGUGAGAAGGCAUGCGCAUGGACAACGCCCGUGGACUGUGUGGAGUGGUGCGCCUCGAGCCCAUGUGCGGAGACAUCCCUUCGAGAUGAUCUCCAGGUGUCCCUGGACGAGCAGCCCCUGCAGAGAUCCGAGGCUUGGACAGGGCAGACCCAAUGCAAGGAGUCGGCAUCACAGAUGCCGUCGCUGUUCGUGUGGCGUGUGUACCAUGAGCUCUGCAGCUGGCUGCUUCUCCCGCGUGUGGACGAAAUUGCGCAUGUCUGGGCAGGCCUGGCCAAGCGCGGUUGGGACUCUGAGCGCGUAGACUCCUUGUGGCUUCGGAUACGAGGGCACACGCAGCCGGCGGCUCGAGACCUUGCGGCAGCUUGGUUCAAUCAAGCCCGCGCAGGCAAAAAAGAGCCCGCAGGAAUAUCUCUGGGCAUGCAAAUCCUCUAA